GAUAACUCCGACACCUCCUCGUCGUCCACCAUGUUGUCCAGAGUCUCUACCCGGUCCGGAAAGGCCCUCUCUCGCUCUGCACUUCGCUCUACUGCUUCCCGUGUCGUCGUCAAGGAUGUUCGCAGGUCUUUCGUCCAACCGUCCGGCGCUGACCGGGCCAGUGUCGUCGAUGUUCCCUCGUCAUACCAGGAGGACACCGCGUUCGCCCCUAGAGUCGACAUGUUUGGCUUCAAGCUAGAGGCAACUCGUCGAGAGGGCGGCGUUUCUGAGCAAGCCCGCCCGAUUUACCUCGACAUGCAGGCGACCACGCCCGUGGAUCCUCGAGUGCUCGACGCUAUGCUACCAUAUUUGACCGACCAGUACGGCAAUCCACACAGCCGGACGCAUGCGUAUGGUUGGGAGGCUGAGAAGGCCGUGGAAGACGCACGCAAGCACGUCGCAGACCUCAUUGGCGCUGACUCCAAAGACGUUGUUUUCACUUCUGGAGCUACUGAGACCAAUAAUAUGGCCAUCAAGGGUGUAGCCCGCUUCAACAAAGAGAAGAAAAAGCACGUCAUUACAACCCAAACUGAGCACAAAUGCGUUCUCGACUCUUGCAGGAAGCUGCAGGAAGAGGGCUUCGACGUGACCUAUCUCCCGGUUCAAAAGAACGGCAUAAUCCGUCUCGACGAACUUGAGGCCGCCAUUCGCCCCGAUACUUCGCUGGUUUCUAUCAUGACCGUAAACAACGAGACCGGUGUCAUCCAACCCAUCAAGGAAAUUGGCGAGAUUGUUCGCAAACACCGUGGCGUCUACCUCCACACCGACGCGGCGCAGGCCGUAGGCAAGAUUCCAGUCGACGUCAACGAGAUGAACGUCGAUUUGAUGAGUAUUUCGGGACACAAGCUUUAUGGCCCUAAGGGGGUCGGCGCUGCAUACGUCCGGCGGAGGCCUCGCGUCAGAUUGGAGCCUAUUCUGAGUGGUGGCGGACAGGAGCGUGGCCUGCGGAGUGGCACCCUCCCGACUGCGCUGGUGGUCGGUAUGGGUGAGGCUGCACGGGUGGCGAGGCAGGAGAUGACCAGGGAUCGUGCACGCAUCCGGGCGCUCUCCGACCGUCUUAUCAACAACAUCAACGCCCGCAUCGAGCAAGUCGUGCGGAAUGGUGACCCCAACGGGUACCCCGGUUGUGUCAACUUGAGCUUCUCAUAUGUGGAGGGCGAGAGUUUGCUCAUGGCGUUGAAGGACGUCGCGCUUUCCUCCGGCAGUGCAUGCACCUCCGCGUCGCUUGAGCCGUCCUAUGUCCUACGUGCGCUUGGCGCCGCAGAGGACAUGGCACACUCGUCGUUGCGCUUCGGAAUCGGCCGCUUUACCACCGAGGCGGAGAUCGACUACGUAGUCGACAAGAUUACUUCCGUCGUGCAGAGGCUCCGUGACAUGAGCCCGCUGUGGGAGAUGGUUCAGGAGGGUAUCGACAUCAACAGCAUCGACUGGUCGCAGCAUUAAACACAUGCUCACCUCCCUUUUCCGUUAUGUCAAGCUAUCUCCCCGAUGCUACCCAUGGACGGCCUUGCUAUGCUUGACCAUGCCUGCUGUCGUGUUGCCAAAGCUAUUGUCGUGACACCGCCCACAAGUUUAUAUUCGUACUGUAUGACCUGUCUGGAUGAGUCCUCCGUGUAUUCUAUGCUUCCCUGCGGAAUCCAGUAAUCCCUCACAAAAUAUUAUCUCGACCUUGCCC
Messenger RNA from Trametes versicolor FP-101664 SS1, 1714 nucleotides. RefSeq names its product cysteine desulfurase NFS1. The transcript has 8 exons. Gene Ontology annotation, molecular function: pyridoxal phosphate binding; cysteine desulfurase activity. The record is from RefSeq and is a predicted model, not a curated record. Bases 31 to 1482 code for a protein of 483 amino acids. Gene Ontology annotation, biological process: [2Fe-2S] cluster assembly. Gene Ontology annotation, cellular component: cytosol; nucleus; mitochondrion. Lineage: Eukaryota; Fungi; Basidiomycota; Agaricomycetes; Polyporales; Polyporaceae.